GCCUUUCUGGGCACUAAACACAUCACGCCAGUGAAACGAACACACGUUGUUAGCCCGCGUAGUUCCUUUAUAAUACAACCUGAGAGAUAAGCAUAUCAUUUCGCUGAUGGAGUGACAGAUGUCCUAAUAAUCAUUUUAGUGACAAUCAGUUUGACUAAAAGUUUCAGUUAUAUCGAAAAGUGUUACAUUUACAAAUGCGAUUUUGAGAUAUUAUUGUGAUAACAGUAACAAGGUUUUUGAAGAUUGCCGAUUACCCAGCUGUUUGAUGAAAACCAUAAUAAAUUAAGGUGCAUAACGUACUUUGGAAUGACUAUUCAACUUAUUCACAUUGAGCACCGGAACGAUGUGGAAAACAAUAGUUCUAUAAACAAAAAUUGACAUUUGUCUUCUGCACUUGGAGUCAUUGUUGAAUACAGUCAAUCAAACUCACAAUCAGCAUUUACUAUCUAAUACGUAUUUUUCUGAUCAUCACCCGAAUGACUCAACAAGACUCGUGUAUAGAAACAACGGCACUCGUCAAUCACACAAAGCUAGAUAAAUCAUUUAGUCAAACAUCAGCUAUUUGCGGCCACAGACGUGGCAGUUCUCGUUUACGUAAACCGCGUUUGUUGUAGCACGGUGUGUCGCACGCUCUAUCUAAACACUAUAGAUAUCAAUUAAGCUCAAUUUCAAAAUAGUCAUGGCCUUCAAUAAAGAUGAAAUGCACGCACCGUGCUGGUUAAAUGAGGGGUUUUUCGAAAAAGUUCUGAAACAAUCUGAGAAUGAUGCUGCCUUGACCGUGGCCGCGUGUAAAAUCAUACCCGGUACUCGACCGGGAGACCACUUUGCGAGUAUCAUUUUCCGUGCUAACGUCACCUACAAGAGCCGAGGGAAGGCCAGCGAAGUAUCGUUGGUUAUUAAAACCAUUCCUGAAGACGACGGGCUGAAGCGUGACCUGCUUAAGGAUGGUGUGAUUUUCGAAACGGAAACUAUUAUGUACACUACCGUGGUUCCUGAGAUGCAUCGACUGUUCCGAUCGGUUGGCGAUGACACGGAACUGGGACCGAGGCUUUUGUACUCGUCAAAGGAACCUAAGCUAGUAAUGGUUUUCGAAGACCUGGCGAAACGAAACUAUGGCAUGAAGAACAGUCAGCUUGACCUGCACGAAGCAAAGAUAGCUUACACUAAACUGGCAAGAUGGCAUGCUGCUUCUCUUCAUUUGGCAGACACUAUCCCAAUUAUUACAAAACUGGACAAAGGUAUUGGGUCUAUAACGAAUGAAGAGUUCGAUAAGAUGUGGGAUAAUAACAUUGGCCUGCUAGCUAAGGUAUGCCGUGAGUGGCCAGGAUACGAACACUACGGUGACCGGGUGGACAACCUCAGAAAGGGUAUUAGCCAGAAAACCAAAGAUAUAUACAAAUUCAGUGAAUCGACGCUGUACAAUGUUCUGAAUCACGGAGAUUUUCACUAUAAAAACAUGAUGUACAAAACAGUCGAAGGAAAAACGCAAGACAUUCUUCUACUCGAUUAUCAACUCAGUAUUUGGGGAUCUCCUGCCAUCGAUAUAAUCUACUCGCUAUACAACAUGUGCUCCACUGAAACAAGGGACAACCAUCGUGAUGAGUUGAUCAAAUUCUACUAUGAUGAAUUCGUAGCAUCGCUAAACAAAUUCGGAUACCUUGGAAAGAUUCCUCCGCUAAUCAAUCUUCACGUAGAGAUUCUGAAAAAUGGUCAUCUUGAAACUUUCUUGGCUUCUACUUUUCUUCCAUUUAUGAUGGUGACAUUCGAGGAAAUGAUGGGAGACCAACUAAAUCAGAAUCCUGAUGAAGGCAUCGAAUUGUUUGAUGUCAGCGAUCCUGAAAAGAUGAUGGAGAUGAUGUUGGCCGGUUUCCGAAGGCCAAUAUACGUCGACGCUAUGAAGAAAUAUUUGCCGGUAUUCUUGCACAAAGGUUUGCUGGACCUGUAGAUGAAAGAUUUCAACCUAUUCCUCAGCAUUCCAUCAAGUAAUUAAAAAAAAAGUUGAACGAUUUACAAGAUCCAUCAAGCCUCCAUCAAUGGAACGUCAAAGUUAGUUCACACAAUCGACGGCACGGCAUGGUUUAACGUGAAACGUACGCACACGAAAAAUGUAUUCUGGUUAUACUGCCAGAAAGGAGAAGGAACGUUGAUGUAUCGUACUUAGCAAUUGUCAUUUUAUUAUAUGUACAUAUACCACUAAGAUCAUAAAUAUUCUGCUAAUGCACAAACAUGAUAAA
Topomyia yanbarensis is the source of this 2234-nucleotide messenger RNA. RefSeq lists its product as uncharacterized. Lineage: Eukaryota; Metazoa; Arthropoda; Insecta; Diptera; Culicidae. The record is from RefSeq and is a predicted model, not a curated record. The transcript is spliced from 5 exons. Bases 680 to 1945 code for a protein of 421 amino acids.